AUGCAGUGUAAGUAUGAGCAACGUGAAACGGCGAAGCUACAUCUCUUAUUUCGUCUUUAAACCAAUUACUGUAAAGUGCAUCAAUAUUCCACUGACAUCUAGCGCACUAUGUCAACAGCAGCUGCUUCUUCGGCUACUUAUCAUCAGCCCAGCACUUCAGCCGCAGCCGCAGCCACAGCCACAGGCUCUUCAUCUUCUUCCUCUUCUUCAUUAUCUCCUCGCCCGCCGACAUCUCCUCCUCCCACGAUCGCAUCUCCGUCAGUCGCCCAUGCCCAUGCUCACGCACAAAUCCCCUCCGCAGCGCAGCAGACUUCGCCGCCUCCUCCGCAACUACAGCCCACGCUUCCGUCGGCCGAGACACAGCGCCACGUAGCGGAAGCACGUCGCGCUGUCGUCGCAACGCUAGAGAACAUGAUGGACUCUGAGCUGCAAUGGCGCGCAUCUACGUUGCAUUCCAACGCUGCGGCGCUGAGCAAGCAGGCGCAGGAUGUGCAGCGGGCGACUGAAGGACUGCGUCGUGAAAACGUGAAGCUUGCGCGGGAGGCAGACGCUGCGGCGCGGAGGCUAAAGGAGCUCGGUAACGUGCAGAACUGGGCUGAGGUGCUGGAGCGCGACUUUCUCGUCCUGGAGGAGACUGUCAGACUCGCAAAUACCGAUCGUAGCUGUAGCUGCAGCGAAUGUGGAAGCUAUACUGGGAGUGAGAGUGACGGCGGUGAUGUGGACGAGGACCAGCGGGCCAUGAAGCUUGGCCAAGAAGAGAGGGGCACGGAUGUUGAAGGGCGUAAAACGCUCGGUGUUGAGAUGGAUAUCGAUACGGAGAACCAUGCGCCGGAUACGGCUUCUAUGUCAACGAUUUCACGAUGAGAAGAUCACCGAGCGAGUGAUGAGUCACGACCAUUCUGAGUACAUUAUGGGACCAGGGAACUGGCAUCCACGGUAUAUGAUUUUAUGAUAACCAUUCAUUUUGAACAAUGCUAUAGCAUGAUAGUCUAAUAC
Molecule: messenger RNA, 996 nt
Organism: Fusarium oxysporum Fo47
Lineage: Eukaryota; Fungi; Ascomycota; Sordariomycetes; Hypocreales; Nectriaceae
Exons: 2
Coding region: 109-864 (251 amino acids)
Biological process (GO): endosomal transport
Cellular component (GO): BLOC-1 complex
Source: RefSeq, a predicted model, not a curated record